Molecule: messenger RNA, 2061 nt
Organism: Nannochloropsis gaditana CCMP526
Product: mitochondrion protein
Exons: 1
Coding region: 1-2061 (686 amino acids)
Biological process (GO): cristae formation
Cellular component (GO): MICOS complex
Source: RefSeq, a predicted model, not a curated record
AUGCUUUCCUCACGACGCCGCGCCGCGGUACCAACCUUUGUAAUGCUCGGUCAACGAUGGCUUGCUGUGUCCCCGUCACCAUACUUGCGGGCGUUGUCGACAAAACCGCCCCUUUCCUCGCGCCCUCCCAACCUGUACAAGGCUCCUCCUCCAGGCCCUAAAGCUCCACGAGGCAACCCCCCUCCUCCCGCCGGCCCCGAGCCGCCCGCUCAGAAAGCAUCCGGCGGAUUCGGCUUGGGCGCAGCUCUAGGCAUGAUUGUGCUCGCUGGCGGGACUGCCGCAACGGGGUAUUACUAUGUGCUUGCGGACCAAAAUGAGAAAUCUCAAAUGGAGGGUUACCUCGCGAAAGUCAAGUCAACCGUAGGCCUCGCCCCCCCCUUUGAGAUCGAGACACCACCGACUGGAGAUGCCACGAGCAAUCGAGAAAAUGAAGUGAAGAACGCAAAAGGCGAUGUUGAAGCAGCUACUGCCGGGGCUGCGGCAAGUGUGAAGACAGAGCUUCAGAAAGCUACGACACGGGCAUCACAGGCGGUGCAUGCCGUCGAGGAAAAGGUCGCCACCGCACUGCGGGGGGGCAAAGAGGCUCCUACGUCCGGUAGAGAAAAUAGUAUGGGUGCAUCAGUGAAAAAGGGAGGGGCGGAGGAUGGGGAUGACGGAGGUGCAGAGCUGUCGGAGAAGGUGAAGGAGGCGGCGGGGGAGGUGGAGGGAGAGGUCCGUUCCGCCGUCGAAAAUGCCGAGCACCUUGCAGCCCAGAUAAUCUCUGACAUCGAGGAUCGUGCGAAGAAGGAGGAAGACCCGGGCGCCGUGGCCACGGAGGAAGGAGAGAACAAGACAGCCGGGGCGCCCACCGAGUCGGCCCUAGGGAGGAAGCAGGCGGAAGCGGCUCUCAAGCACUUUGCCGGCUACGAGUCUCGGGGGAAGGAGCUUCGCUUCGACACGCUGACGCGUGCCGCGGAAGAGGCCUUGGCCCAGGGGGAGGCCCUCCGCAACCACCUGGAGCAGACCCUCCUGAAGGACCUGGCAGUCUUGAGUAACGAAGCCUUGCAACUCAGAGUCGUUCAGCUGGUGGGGGAGCUGCAGGAGCGCACGAAAUGGGAGGCACUGCGCUUGCACGAGGCAGUGCGGAAGGCGGAGAUGGAGGUGAGCGGGAAAUACGUGGAGCUGAUCCGAAAAUUGCGCGAAGAAAGCGUGGAGGAGGUAGGUCGACAAAGCCGGGCGUUAGAGGCGGAGAAGCAAGUGGCGCUGUUGAAGGCGAUGGAGGAGAAGGACAAGGCAUGCAAGACGCUCUUAGAGGAGGAGAUGCGCUCUUUUACCGCCAAUGUGACGGCGGCGUUCGAGCAGGAGCGGGCGCAGGAUCGGGCCCUGGUGGAGGCCCAAGCCAAGCGGGAGCUAGAGAACGUCCUGUACGAGAGGGAGACCGGCUACCAAGCCGCCUUGGCCGGGCGGUUGGAGGAGCUGGGGCGGCUCAAGGGAGAGGUGGAGGCGUUGGAAGCGGUUUUUGAGACGGACACGGACUACGAACACGUGUCCUGGAAGGUGCACAGGGUGAGCGCCGCCUUGCUGGCCUUUGAAUUGGCGUUACAAAGCUCCCAGCCGUUACGCAGGGAGAUCGCGGCCCUCCAGCACGUGACCAAGGGUGACCCUGUGCUGGACGCAGUGCUCGCCGGCCUUCCGCCCGCGGCUUCCGAGGGUGUGCUCACCCCGUCGGAGCUCCAGGUCCGCUUCCCCAUGGUGCAAAAAGCGGCGCGAGAGGCGGCUUUCGUCCCCGAGUCGAGCCCCGGGAUGGUCGGGCACAUGUUCGCCGGCCUUCUAGCGGCCGUCACCAUCCAGCCACGGGGUCUGGUGGAAGGCUCGGGGGCCGACGAGACGCUGGCACGGGCGGCCUACCACGUGGAGCGCGGGCACCUAGCCGAGGCAGUGCAGGAGCUGGAAGGGCUGGGGGGGUUGGCGGGUCGGACGGUGGAGGAUUGGUUGCAAGACGCGCGGGGAAGAUUGGAGCUGACGCAGGCGGCGCGGGCGAUGAAUGCCCGCUCUGCCUUGUUGAAUGUGAGCAUGGUAUAG